AUGAAUAUACAUGCCGCUAAAGAGAGAAGAACAAAAGUAUCCAGAGCUUGUGAUUUCUGCAAAAGACGAAAAUACAAAUGUAGUGGGGUACCACCCUGCAAUUUAUGUUCAAAGAAACAGAUAGAUUGUGUAUUUAGUAUUGUGGAUAAACGAACAACCAAGGGGUCCAAAAUUUACAAGCCUUCUUCAAUAGAAGUUCUUUCACAUAACAACUUAACCAUACAAAACAGUUAUAUUAAUGAAAAUACUCAAAGAAGAAUAAACAAACAGUCUCUGACCCAAGUUCCUAUAGCAAGACCACAACAGGAAACCACAGCAUCCAAAUCACCAACAGAGACAUUUUUGGAAAAUAAUUCCUCAACAAAUGCAACGGAGUAUAUACCCAAAAACUUACAACCAUUACUUUCGUUUCCAUUGAAGAAAGAGGAAGACGACCAAUCUAGUGAAGAUACCAGUGUUGUAGAAGUUGAUAAACAAAAAUCUGAUAGAACAUCAACAGCCAACAAUACACCAACAAAUAGAUCAAACACCAGUUCCACGAACAGCAAUGUAACCACACAGGGUUUAACGAACAACAAUGGAAACAAUCUACGAUUACUUUAUGACAAGGACGGGAGACUACGAUAUAUUGGAGAAAGCAGUCCACUUUCAUUGUCCUAUCAAGCAAGAAAAAUAUUUCGAUCAAUACGUGGUGAGUCUGAAUUCACAGAUGACCCAGAUACUGUAAACAUAAUUGAUGGGGUGUCUCAUGUUAGACCAUGCAAAGUCUUACAAAUGCCAAAAAAAGAAUACGCUUUACUAUUGUUAAAUCUUUUUGAAGCAAAUAUCAAUCAAACAUGGUAUAUUUAUAAUAGAGAAUGGCUUAACGACAAAUUUGUCAAAGUUAUUGAUGACCCAUUGAAUGUAGCACCAGAAAGAAUGGCUACUUUCCAUUUGAUAUUUUCAUUGGGAUUAUUAUUUGCUGAGAAAUCAAAAAACGGUAUAGUGGAGAAAAUUGGCGCUCAUUCUAGUCAAUUUUUCGAAAGUGGAUUUGAUUUGAUUAGAAACAUUCUUGAUGAUGGUGGAUUGUGGAUGACUGAAACCAGUUUAUUAAUGUAUUUUUAUUAUCAAUCGACAGCAAGAAGAUCGUCUUCUUGGAUGAUGCUAGGAAAUGCAAUCAGGAAUGCCCAAGCGUUAGGAUUACACCGACGAGCGGUAAACGAAUCUUUCCCCAAUCCACAGUACGUUAUUCAUAGACGAAAGUUAUGGAAAACGUUAUAUAUUUGCGAUAGAAUUUCAUCAAUAUUGUUAGGGCGUCCAUUAACUAUUAGUGACUACGAUUGGGAUGAUUUCCAGAUACCAAGAGAUCACAAAAUUAUUACUGGUGAUAUUUCUACAAUCUGUCUAGAUGAGAAUACUCGACUUUCAAAAAUCCUUGGUCAUAUUGUACAAAACUUUUACCAAGAUGGUGUUGUGAAUUUAAUGAAGGCAGAAACAAUGGCUAUUGAGUUGAAAAAGUGGUCAUUUGAAUUGCCUUCUAUUGUCCAAAUAGACAAAAUAUUGAAAAAUCACGUUUCUUAUGAAAUUGAAAGUUCCAUAAGACCAGCUAUGUCAGAUAACUAUUCAAUAUUACUAAUUCAUAUUAUGCAGUUAUAUGGAGUGAUGUUAUUAGGUAAACCAAUUUUUAUGUAUUUGUUGUUCAAAAAAGACAAAAAUACAAGCAAUUCUAUAACUAGACAGCAAAAAGUAUUGAACAAUUUUUGUUCUGCCAGUAUUAAAGCAUCGGUAUUAACAAUCCAAGCUAUCCAUAUCUAUACAAGAUGUCAUCCACAUAGAAUUGAACUGUAUGUUACUGUCAAUUGUUGCUGUCAUGCAGCAAUAAUGUUAGGAUUAACUGUCUUGUAUCGACAGAGUAAUUCAGAUUACGAGAAAGAUGAGUAUUCAAUUGAAGACUUGAUGCAACAAUUGUAUAUUGCAAAAUCCAUAUUGAAUUUUUACGGCUCAACCAAUACCAUCAGUUAUAGAUUGCACACAAUAGUAUCACGAUUGAUCAACACUUUGACUUUAGAAGCACAACCACGAGAAGAAAAUGAUGAAUGCCUUUCAUUGCCGAUACCAACACCAUUCCAAGAAGGAGAUGAAAGCGAGCCACUACCCAGAAUGUAUCAAACACAAGUUGAUUCUAAGGAACCGACGAAUCAAGGUGAAUCUAUUUUCAAUACUCCAUUGGAACACAUUAUAAACUUUCAACAAUUUUUUGUUCCUUCAGUGACCAAUUCAGAAGACAAUAAUAGUAGUAGAGCUUCAUUGAAGGAAUUUGAAAGAAGAAUUGAAAGUGUUCCAAGGCUUGAAGAUUUUAUGUAUGAUGUUGGCAUGAAUGAUUUGUUAUUAGAGGGAAGAAGUGAUUCCGGGAAAUAA
Molecule: messenger RNA, 2397 nt
Organism: Candida dubliniensis CD36
Lineage: Eukaryota; Fungi; Ascomycota; Pichiomycetes; Serinales; Debaryomycetaceae
Gene: ZCF25
Product: Zcf25p
Exons: 1
Coding region: 1-2397 (798 amino acids)
Biological process (GO): DNA-templated transcription; positive regulation of transcription by RNA polymerase II
Cellular component (GO): nucleus
Molecular function (GO): zinc ion binding; DNA-binding transcription factor activity, RNA polymerase II-specific; sequence-specific DNA binding
Source: RefSeq, a predicted model, not a curated record